AUGUUUCACUGUUGGUCACCAACAUAUUGGGAUAAUCCUACGCUUACCCGAUUCUACAGUCUGCACUUCCUUUUACCUUUUGUUCUUACGGUAUUGGCUUUUAUGCACCUUAUAGCGCUCCACCAGCACGGUUCAAAUAAUCCACUGGGGGUAACUAGUAGCCUCGACAGAGUACCUUUUUAUCCUUACUACGUCUUUAAAGAUUUAGUUG
Funneliformis geosporum is the source of this 211-nucleotide messenger RNA. The record is from the annotation of a GenBank genome assembly. NCBI's taxonomy places the organism in Eukaryota, Fungi, Glomeromycota, Glomeromycetes, Glomerales, Glomeraceae.